UAGAAAAACAGAUGGACAUAUUCAACGUGUGAUAUACAGCAACAAGAGGGAAAAAAAAAAAAAAACUAUUGCUACUCACAACGUGGAUGGAUCUCCUAAUCAUCAUGUUAAAAAAACUUAAACAUAAAAAGAAUACAUGGUGAUUGGCUCCAUUUAUAUAGGUUCAAAAACAGACAAAAGUAAUCUAUGGUGUUAGAAGUAGUGAUUGUCAGGGGACAAUCUGGCAGCUUUAGUGGUUCUAUAUUUUAUUUCUGGAUCUGAAUCUAGGUGUUAAUUACACUGGUUUGUUCAGUAGAAUAUUGAGCAGUGCCUAUAUAUAUUAUACAUUUAUACAUAAAUGUAUAACAUAUGUAGUAUAAAUAUUUAUAUAUAUUACAUAAAAGUUCACUUAAGUGUAGAUGAAUCUUCCUGUUCAUUAGCUGUUUCUUCAGCCUUGCCUUUCGGAAGUGAUUCUGCGCUUUCUUAGCCGGAAAGCGGAGUCACAAGGCGUCAAAGCCUCCUGCAUAGAUUUAGCGGCCAAGGCCGCCCACGUUGAAUGGCGCACAGCAGGCAGCCUCUCGACCCUCCGCUGCUCUCCCAGCCGCCUGCCUCCUGCGGUGUGUGCGGUCAGGAGGGGUCUCCUCGCGCCCCCAACUGCCCUGUAGUCAAGCGUACGGCCGUUAUUCGGGCUGCCAUCCAGGACGUCCAGCCAUGUGGUGCCUUCUGUUUCUGCUUCUGGGGCUCAUCGGGCUUCAGACAGACGAUAAUUCAGAAAGACUACGUGUGCAAAUUACAGUUCCAGAGAAAAUACGGUCAACGUCAAGUGGAGGAGUUGAAACAUACGUGUCCUACAACAUUGUAAUUGAAGGGAAAACAUACACUGUGAACCUAAUGCAAAAAGUUUUCUUACCUCAUAAUUUUAGGGUUUAUGGUUAUAAUGGCACAGGAAGUAUGAAACCUCUUGAACAACAGUUUCAGGACUUAUGCUACUACCAAGGGUAUAUUGAAGGUUAUCCAAAUUCUAUGGUGAUCGUUAGCACAUGUACUGGACUCAGGGGCUUACUACAAUUUGAAAAUGUAAGUUAUGGAAUUGAGCCCUUGGAGCCUUCAAUUGGUUUUGAACAUGUGAUUUAUCAAGUAAAACAUAGGAAUACAGGUGCUCCUUUAUAUGCUGAGAAGGAUAUUGAGUCAAGAGAAAAGCCCUAUAAAAUACAAAGUGUAGAGCCACCUGUAGACUUCUCUCAGUAUAUAGAAAUGCAUGUUGUAGUUGAAAAAAAUUUAUAUAAUCAUAUGGGUUCUGAUACAACUGUUGUCACUCAAAAAAUUUUCCAGUUGAUUGGAUUGACCAAUGCUAUUUUUGAUUCAUUUAAUAUUACAAUAAUUCUAUCUUCAUUAGAGCUUUGGAUAGAUGAAAAUAAAAUUCAGGUAACUGGAGAUGCCAAUGAAUUAUUACGCAGAUUUUUAAAAUGGAAACAAUCUUAUCUUGUUUUGCGUCCACAUGAUGUGGCAUUUUUACUUGUUUACAGAGAAAAACCAAAUUAUGUUGGUGCAACCUUUCAAGGGAGGCUGUGUGAUAAAUACUAUGGAGGAGGUGUUGCUCUGCACCCCAGAACCAUAAGUCUGGAAUCACUUGCAGUUAUUAUGGCUCAAUUACUGAGCCUUAGUAUGGGAAUAACUUAUGAUGACAUCAACAAAUGCCAUUGCCCAGGAGCUGUCUGCGUAAUGAACCCAGAAGCAAUUCAUUCCAGUGGUGUGAAGAUCUUUAGUAACUGCAGUAUGGAAGAUUUUGCACAUUUUAUUUCAAAGUCAAAGUCCCAGUGUCUUCAAAACCAGCCACGUUUAGGUUCAACAUACAAAGUGGCAGUUUGCGGUAACGGAAAAGUCGAAGAAGGAGAACAAUGUGACUGUGGGGAUCAGGAGGAUUGUGCAGCUCUGCCAGACCCAUGCUGUAACCAAGCCACAUGUAGACUCAAUGUUGGGUCAGCUUGUGCUACUGGACCGUGCUGUAAUGCUUGUGCUUUUAUAGCAAAAGGACAAGUGUGUAGGGCUUCCACUGAUGAAUGUGAUCUCUCUGAAUAUUGCAAUGGUACAUCUGCAGCAUGUCAAGAAGACCUUUAUGUUCAGGAUGGGCAUCCAUGUGCAGAGAAUCAAUGGAUCUGUGUGAACGGAAAAUGUAUGAACGGGAUAAAACAAUGUUUGGAAAUAUUUGGUGAAGGUUCAGGUUUUGGUACUCAACAGUGUUUUGAUCAACUUAAUUCUAAGACUGAUCCAUCUGGGAACUGUGGCUCUAAUGCUUCAGGGUACACACAGUGUAAUCCUAAGGAUGUGCGAUGUGGAAAAUUACUGUGUACAUAUGACAAAGGAAUUAUAAUUAAUAUUCCAAAUGCCACUGUUUUGUAUAGCAACAUAGAUGGAAACAUCUGCGUUGGACUGGAAUAUGCAUAUGAUGAUAAAGACAGUGGAAACAUGUGGGUAAAAGAUGGAACUGUUUGUGGUCUAAAUAAGGUUUGCAAAAACAAGAAAUGUGUAGAUUCUUCAUUCUUGAAUUACGACUGUACUCCAGAAAAAUGCCACAAUCAAGGUCUAUGUAAUAAUAAAAGGCACUGUCACUGUAACCCUACAUAUUUACCUCCAAAUUGCCUAGCUUCACUAGAGUCAUGGGAAGGUGGGAGUAUUGACAGUGGCAACUUUCCACCCUCAGUACCAGGCCUACCUGACAGGCACUAUAUUGAGAAUGUUUACUAUUCCACACCUACGAGAUGGCCAUUUUUCUUACUCAUUCCUUUUUUCAUUAUUCUCUGUGUACUGAUUGCUACACUGGUAAAAGUUUAUUUCCAAAAUGAAAAUUGGAGAACUGAGGACUAUACAAGCGAUGAGCAAGUGGAAAGUGAGAGUGAGACCAAAGACUAGCCUGGAAAACAAAGAAUCCAUGGUAUCACAAUUCUCAGCUGACAUCUGCAUUCACCUUUCCGGAUUCAUAACGUAUCGAGUUCUGCUUUCUCCACAAUUUGUUGGUAUGCUUCCUUUUAUUUGAUAUGAACUGUGACUCUAUCACUUCGCCGCACUGGAGGAGCUGACGGUCAGAAGAGCAACUCCCCAGCUACAGUGUGGAUGACCGCUGAGGCUCAAAAUACUUCUCCUACUACUGUCCCAGCACUUCUCCCUUUUCCCCCAUGUGUUUGUUUUAAACAAGUUCAAGGAACAAGAAUGUCUAUCCUAUGCCUGUCUCACCUUUGUUUUUUGGAAGCACAUAACUUGUCUGAUUUCACACGUUCAUAAAUGGCGAAGAAUUUUCCCUCAAGAUGAAUCAUACCUCAAGUCUCACCCAUUCCUGAUGUAGAUGAUAUUUAGAAGAGACGUUGUAUUUGGAAUUUAUACUGAAACGGGUUAAGACUUUUGGAGCUACUGAGAUGGGGUGGACAUAUUCUGCAUAAAAGGAGGACAUGAAUUUGGGGAGCCAUACGAUGGAAUGUUAUGGACUGAAUAGUGUUCCCCCAAAUUCAUAUGCUGAUUUGAAUCCCUAAACCCCAGUGUGAUGGUAUUUGGAGAUGAGGCCUUUGGGAGGUAAUUAGGGUUGAGAUCAUAAGGGUGGGGUCCUAAUCUGAUGGAACUGAUGUUCUUAUAAGAGGAGGAGGAGACACCAGAGAGCUUUCUCUCUCCACACACACAGAGGACUCAGCAAGAAGGCAGCCAUAUGCAAGCCAGGAAGAGAGCUCUCACCAGAAACCGAAUUUGCCAGCACCUCGAUCAUGGGUUCCCAGCCUCCACAGCUGUGAGAGAAUAAAUUUCUAUUGUUUAAGACA
Messenger RNA from Aethalodelphis obliquidens (Pacific white-sided dolphin), 3782 nucleotides. RefSeq names its product ADAM metallopeptidase domain 2 (gene ADAM2). The transcript is spliced from 22 exons. Gene Ontology annotation, cellular component: plasma membrane. NCBI's taxonomy places the organism in Eukaryota, Metazoa, Chordata, Mammalia, Artiodactyla, Delphinidae. Gene Ontology annotation, molecular function: metalloendopeptidase activity. The coding region runs from base 691 to 2889 and encodes 732 amino acids. The record is from RefSeq and is a predicted model, not a curated record. Gene Ontology annotation, biological process: male gonad development; binding of sperm to zona pellucida; cell adhesion.